AGAGAAACUGCCUGAGGAUUACUGGGAAAAAGGUUCAUCCAUAUUCUGAUGAACCGCAUGAACCACAAUGGAUCAGAUCUUCAUGUUCUUCAGUGGAGACACGGUUGUGAAGUUGAGCAGGAGGGAGAUCAAGUGAAGUUUAUAAAAGGCAUUGAUGAGUACGGCUAUGAUGGAGAAAACUUCUUGUCUUUUGAUGAUAGAGAGGCUCAAUGGGUCGCUCCAGUUGAAGCAGCUCUACCAACCAAGAGAAAAUGGGACAAUGUGCCGAUCCUAAACCAAUACACCAAAGGAUACCUGGAGAAAGAGUGUGUGGACUGGCUCAACAAAUUCAGAGGAUAUGGAGACGAGAAGCUCAGAAACGGCUCUCCUCCAAAUGUUUAUGUGAUUGAAAAGAAGAAUACCAAUGAUGAAACCAAGCUGAAACUCACCUGUCUGGCCACUGGCUUCUACCCCAAAGAUGUGAUGAUGAUCAUUAGGAAAAAUCACACAUCUGUGCCUGAAGAUGAGAUUGAAUCCACAGGAAUCAGACCAAACCAUGAUGGAACCUUCCAGAUGAGGAAGAGUGUGGAGAUCAAGGGGAAGGAAAAAUAUGAAUAUGAUUGUUUUGUUUCUCACAAGAGCAUCAAAGAACCAAUUAUCACCAAAUUAGAACACGCUAUUGGAUCAUUGAAUGCCAGUGCAGCUGAUGCUGAAGAGCCUUUGCUCAAGAAAGAAAUUGAUGGACAAGAGAGAUCUGGAGAAUCACCAGACAUCAGGGCGACUGUUUCCAUAUUUUAUCUCUUUCUCAUAUUUCAUUUUAUCUGGAUAUUUUGAAGCACUUUGCUCAAGAAACUAACAUCUUAGACUAAGUGCCCAACGAAAGAUCUUUUUAUUUGAAGAGAGCUGAUUUUCCAGACUCUAAUUGAAUUUUAUAAAAUUUAGCUAUUCAAAAAAAUGCAAUUAAUCAAACAUGCAAGUUUGUCUUUCUGACUUGCAACAGGAUUGUUUCCAUGAUAAAAUAGUAUUUUCAUCUGUAUUUUCUAUCAAUAUUUUUUUAUUUCGAAAAACAAAAACAAGUACAUUUUGCCAGACAUACACCGUAACAAAUGAAUAGCUGUCUCUUAAAGGGUUAGUUCACCCAAAAAUGAAAAUUCUGUCAUUUAUUACUCACCCUCAUGUC
This is a messenger RNA of Megalobrama amblycephala (Wuchang bream), 1159 nucleotides long. Its product is annotated as H-2 class I histocompatibility antigen, Q10 alpha chain-like. The transcript is spliced from 5 exons. Gene Ontology annotation, biological process: immune response. Gene Ontology annotation, cellular component: external side of plasma membrane. The record is from RefSeq and is a predicted model, not a curated record. Lineage: Eukaryota; Metazoa; Chordata; Actinopteri; Cypriniformes; Xenocyprididae. Bases 49 to 813 code for a protein of 254 amino acids.